This is a messenger RNA of Anopheles marshallii, 1806 nucleotides long. RefSeq lists its product as uncharacterized. The transcript is spliced from 7 exons. Lineage: Eukaryota; Metazoa; Arthropoda; Insecta; Diptera; Culicidae. The coding region runs from base 1 to 1806 and encodes 601 amino acids. Gene Ontology annotation, molecular function: serine-type endopeptidase activity. The record is from RefSeq and is a predicted model, not a curated record. Gene Ontology annotation, biological process: proteolysis.
AUGCUAAGCAGUCUGAUCGUGCUACUCGGAGAAGAAACAAGUUUUGAAAUGAACAGCAUGUAUCGGUGGGGUUUCCUUGGUUUGGUUGUAAUGCUGAUCGUUGGCACAUCUGGUAAGUCUAAUCCCCAGGACUAUGAUGGACGAUCAAUGCUGCAAGAUUUCCGAAACCAUUUUAUAACUUACGAGCACAUUGAGCUAGACGAAUGUCCCUUGAAAUAUCUUCGAACGGUGUACACUGACUAUUGUCAUAUAGCACUGAUUAAGAAAAAUACGUCCAUCUGUCUCGGAGUGCUCGUAAACGAUUAUUACAUACUGUCGACCGCCGAAUGCGUGCCGGAAGAUUGGAAGUCGGUUCAUGUGCAAUUGCAAAACAAUUUCGAUCUUCCCAUUGCUGAUCGUGUAGUGUACCCAAACUACAAGUCGCUCAACGUAAGCAGCAAUAAGUCACCGAUUCUGUUGCGCAUAAACGGGACGAUCGAUUUCAGACUACCCUACGAAAAUACGGCUGCAUGUCUCUGGCCAACGGAUAACGUUAUCUCCUACUCCAAAGUGCAGGAUAUAGCAUACGAUUCCUCCUUGAACUACCUCAUCCAAAACACGACCGUUUGUUCAGCAUCGAUGCAGGGAGUUUGUUUGAAUAAAACCUUCGCACAGUGGUGUGAAAGGAAACCUGUCGGUAGUAUACUGCAAAUACGAGAUUUGGACAAGUAUUCUAUGCACCCGAUGGUGGUGGGACUAUUUUGCGAUGAUCAUCAACAGCUGGUGCCGGUAACGCGGUACGCCGACUGGAUUCGCGAUGUUAUUGCUCGCGACCGAAUUUUAUUCGCGAUCCCGGACGCAGGACUAGGUGAAAAGUGUAUCACCAAAGAUGAUAAGGAAGGUGUCUGUUUGCGCAUCGAAGCAUGCCCAAGAGUUUUCAAGCAGCUGAAAAGUAUGGCACGCCAGUUAACCUCACUGGAACAGUGCGGCUUCGAUGGCGACCACGUUUUGCACUGUUGUACAGCAGAAGAUAUGUCGAAGGGCGAAGACAAACAAGAGAAACUGCAAAGCAUUAUUCAUGAAAUCGAACAUUGCCAUGAGCUGUACGACGUGCACCGAAGGACUACGAAGGAACAGCAGCUCCAUUCGCAGCUAGCUCUGAUACGCAAUGAAGACAACAAGGUGGAGUGCGUCGGUACGCUCAUUGCGAAACAGUUCGUUCUGACUGCAGCGCAGUGCGUACUACGCAUAAAGUCAAAAUCAAGCACCGUGAAGCUGGGAGUUAACGCGUUUGAUGAAAAGGCAUUCCAAAUACGCAAUGUCGCGUCGACCGUGAUUCACCCCAUGUUUGAUCAUCAAUCAAACCAUUUUAACAUCGCCAUUUUGACACUGGAUGCACCUAUUACCAUCAGCGAAUAUAGUGUACCGGCUUGUAUGUGGCCGGAAAAAGAUCGUAUGCCGGUCAAGCUCAUAUCAACGGGGUAUGACACUGCAGCAAAUGCCGUUACCGUCAACACGGUGAACCCACUGUACUACAUCGACUGCCGGCUUAAAUACUAUUCCAACUUAACGCUGACGGAGGCGUGCGUAUUGCCGAACAUGGACGAUGUUCACUGCGACGAAGGACCAACGGCUUGUGCCGAAUCUGGCACUGGAUUGUACGGUACCGUGUACAUGAGCUCGGACUGGAGACCUGUUAACUACGUAGUCGCGAUCUACAGUAUCGGUGCACAGUGCGCUCAAAAUAAACCGGCCAUAUACACGCGUGUCAGCGAGUAUUAUCCGUGGAUAAAGGCCCAACUAUACCUGAUGGCUCAAGAUUUAUGA